AAACUGCUGAUAAAGGAAAUUCUUCCGCUCAAUUAAGAUAUGGAAUGCAUUUAUGGCAAAAGGAAAAUAAUUAUAUCGAAGCUUUUAAAUAUUUAAAGAAUUCAGCUAAUUCAAAAGAUCCAGCAGCCAUGUUUAUCGUUGGAAAAGCUUAUUGGAAUGGUAUCAAUGGUAUUGUACAAGAUAAGGCACUAGGUGCCCAAUAUUUAAAAAGUGCUGCCGCGGAAGCUCAUCCUAAGGCCAAAAACUUUUGCGAUGAACAAGGCAUACUUAUAUAA
Molecule: messenger RNA, 275 nt
Organism: Funneliformis mosseae
Lineage: Eukaryota; Fungi; Glomeromycota; Glomeromycetes; Glomerales; Glomeraceae
Source: the annotation of a GenBank genome assembly